AUGUUUUCCUCAAGGGCGGAGAGGAUCAGGCGAGAUCUUAUACAUCGAGCCCAUGCGGAGAGGGGGGAUGUUAUGGAGCGAGGGGAUGUCACCCACGAGCUCCCACAGGCCUCGAAAAGCCGUCCUUCACGAUUGACGGAGGCUCUAUUGAGACCACUGAGACUCUUUCGCCAGCCUGUCAUCGUGGCUGAAGGCAACAGACAGCAUCCAAAUAUUCCCAAAUCGCCACGAACGACCGCACUAGGAAGCAGCACACAGCAAAGGACAGAGUCCAGGGCUACCAGUACCGAGCCUGCAGAGGUUACGGAGCCGUCUCCAGCGUUCGUGGCAGAGGCAAUCAGCUCAAGGCUAAGUUUUGAGAUCCGGCCAGAGCAGCAGAACAGCGAUCAAAAUCAUGGAAGAGGACCGGUCAAAAAGGUGCAGGGAGGCACGCGAAAGCGGCGUUUCCUGUUCUGCCUGCCAUGGAUCAAUUCAGUACGAAUCCGCGUGGUGCUGCUGCAUUGCAUCACAUCAGGACUCUUCGUGCUACUUCUACUGGCAGUCUAUCUGGGGUUAUCAUUGACGCAGCACAUUCAAACAAACGAACUGACGGUUCUCCUUUUGCUCAUCAUUGUCGCCUCUACCAUGUUCUUCUGCUACAACAUGGUUCGACUGUGCAGGGCGGUGUUACGGGGCAACAAGCCGUCCAAUACAGCAAGCAGAGAACGGCGAGCGAGGACGCCGGCGGAUAUGCUUCGGACGGGAUAUGCGGUACCGCGACGGCCGAUUCAGGUGUUGCUGGCACAUGACGAGGGAGCGGAUGGAAGAGAGAACGCAACCAAUACGUUGACGCCACCGGCAUAUGGAUUCUGGCGUGAGAGCGUGCGAAUGGACCCGAAUAGACUUUACUGGCAACGAAACGAGGCGGCCAGAAGACAAGAGCCUGCGCUGGAAACUGAGUCGCAGCUUGAAUUCGCCGCAAGGAGUGGACGAAGACCACCAUCGUACGCGUCUGAAGAUGGUGUAUCAUACGUGGUUGAUGCCAUGACCGUGUCGGCGGCUUCAACGGUCACGGCAAGCCGAGAGCCGGUGGGAAGGUAG
Beauveria bassiana ARSEF 2860 is the source of this 1080-nucleotide messenger RNA. RefSeq lists its product as uncharacterized. The transcript has 3 exons. The coding region runs from base 1 to 1080 and encodes 359 amino acids. The record is from RefSeq and is a predicted model, not a curated record. NCBI's taxonomy places the organism in Eukaryota, Fungi, Ascomycota, Sordariomycetes, Hypocreales, Cordycipitaceae.